UGCGUGCGCUCGACCUUUGGGUUUCCGAGCACAGACGCUGUAGAAGAACCAUAGCUUGGCAAUAUCGACGUCGUUACUGGGAUCAAUAUCUCCACAGGAAGCCAUGGAUGACGAUUUACGUGUUCACGAGCGCCCGUCCUACCAGAGCAGCGCCCACAAGCUGGCCACGUUUUUCAUCAUGACAGCCGGAAGUGCAAAGGCUACCCAGUUUCCAAUAAUGUUCAUUGUCUACGGAGGAGUUCCAUUCCUGGUGGCAUAUUUGACGCUCCUGGCAACCAUUGCAAUGCCUAUCAUGCACCUGGAAAGUAACCUCGGCCAGUUUGCUGGAGACGGGAACCGGGGCAUAUUUAGCACAGUGCCGUUGUUCAUAGGACUAGGUUAUACCAUGACGAUGUACGCGGUCCUGCACUCCAUAGGAGACUCUGUAACCUUGUCAGAGAACCUGAUACAGUUCUUGAAAUCACUAAAAGCGACGCCUUGGGUCGGUUGUGACCAGCAGUGGGUGUCAGAUAACCGUACUUGCUACACCAUUCGUCCAGGAAUGCCAUUGUGUCGAACGUUGCGGUUGAGCCUGGCAGAAUCUUUCCGCAGCCGAUCCUACCAAUAUGGCUUGCCAUUGAUCCACGGCGAGGAGGUUGUGCUUGUGCCAGCCUUUACAUAUAACGAAGAGGGAUCCAAUUGCGUUCCUGGACUUUACAGCUCUUUGCAGAGUUACUAUCUAUAUCGACAUGGAAGUUGGGCCAACACCUCUUUCAGCCACGUCGAGUCUCAUCCACUUCUAUCUGUAGCUGCAAUCUGGAUGUUUGUAUUUGCCAUGGCCCACAACGGCUUCACCCACGUCAGACGAUUCUUUUACGUAAUGACGUACCUGUACGCCUUGACAACGACACUGCUAUUUUUCCGAGGGAUUACUCUUUCUGGAGGCAUAGGCGGACUUGCCAUGUUCUUUUAUGCGGACUGGAGCUCCGUCGUCGACCAUGAGAUGUGGUUUAACGCGUUGUACAUUUCACUGGAGAGCGUGGGUGUGACAGGCAGUUUAUUCCUGGGUAUUGUACGCUUUAACCGCUUCAAAGAUAAGUAUCAAGAAGACGUCAAGUUUGUUUUGGUGGCAGACACAGCGUCGAAAGGCCUUGGAACUGCGAUAACCUUUAUGUUCCUCGGCCACUUAUCGUCCAGCGUCGGCAUCGAUGUCACAAUGCUAGUUCGCAUGGAUUCUAAAUUGUUCGUCAGCAUCACACCACAGGCUGUCAGUAUCGUCAGCAAUUCGCAAUUUUGGACCCAAAUACAUUCCGUGUGGCUCAUUUCAACGAUCCUACCUAAGUUUGUACUCGUCCCUGAUAUUCUGCUUGAAGUCUUGUCCGCAUCUCACCCACCAGUGGUGGAACAUCGAACAAUGGCUCACUUCUGCGUGUGUACUCUCCUCGUCGUUGUCAGCGUUGUCGCUUGUACACCGGGAGGAAUGGCCGUCGCCAGUCUCGUCUUCCACCAGCACGACCGAAUAAUACGCUUCUUGAUUUUUACGGCGGAGUCUUUCGUAAUCCUGCAGUAUUAUGGCAUGCGAAGAUUGAUCAUUGACUGUAAAAUGAUGACUAACGAAUGCCCAAAUAUGUUCUUGAGACUCUGUUGGACAUCCAUCAUCCCCUCGAUCAUUAUUGUACUGCUGACGGCCAAGUUUUUCGUCGUCCUUUGGUCUGAAUCUUAUCACUACCCGGUGUGGAUCAGGGCUGUGUUCUUCUGGUUCGACAUGGUGGAGCUUAGCUUCGUUCCUGUAUUUGCAGUCAUCAUCCUUCUCCAUACCGAUAUGGAUGAGCACCAGGCGCUUGUUCCACUCCCAUCCUGGACUCCUGACGACUGGGAGCAAUCGAUGGCCUACCGCCAAGCCCUCGUGGCCGAAGGCAUGGACGUGUCCCAGCGCGAGGAGCGCCUAUCCAGCAUGCCUCCAGCGACAUGCAUAGUCCCGGAACCGACACGGCAGUCGACGGUGUCGGAGACGGCGCAGACAACAUCGGACCAGUUGGGUACUAAUCUAAUAGUUUUUACAACACAAGCUAGCCCUGGCACAAGUGGCUGGCGACACGACUCCGAGGACAGUACGCCGCCGCCAUCUACGAAAGAAAGGAAGGAUGUUGCGGCGGAGUCGGGGACCUUGCACAAAUCUCGCAGUCUGUCGUCAGUGCUGAGAUCAGUCAGGCGAAAAGCGGCGCUCAAGGGAACUGUGCAGCUGGAUAAUGUAGGACCGCCUCCCGCCUUUUUACCUCAGCGGCAGCAGGAUGCAGUACCAUCUCCUGGGUUUUUACCUCAGCUGCAGCAGGAUGCAAUACCACCUCCUGGGGUUUUACCUCAGCGUCUGGGUGACGCGGGACCGCCACCCCAGUUGCUACCGAAGAAGUCAUCACUCAAGUCGAAGGCACUUGCGAAAGACGGGUCUGCUGCAAAGGCCCAGCCCAAAGUAGUGCAGACGCAGCUACCUCCCAUCAUGACACCUGACGUCGCGGGCAUAGAACGGUUCUCAGCUGUUUCUCCAGGAUCUCUCGUACCGUCGCAACCACCACCUCGGCCGCCCGUGGAGGCAAGACGUGCCCCACAAGCUCCAGCAGCUCCUCUGCUACCUCCACGCCCGACGGCCCCACGUCAGAGAAAGGUGUCGAGAAAGCCAUCCAGCGUGUCAAAGGAGUCAUCAGUGAAACACAUGAUACGAAGACUCCUCAGGAUGCCGUCAUCUCAGCCAAGUUUAAUCGAACCGGUCCACACGUACGAUUCCCACAAACAUCAAACAGCGCAAGUGGCAGGGGCGUCCAAUGUCCCUUCCGUCUCACAACAAGACCACAGAACAGCUGCCGCGACCAGCGCUGAGCCCACGAAAGCCAUUGCCGAGGAAAAGCAACGGCCGGACGUCGUUAGCCCCGAAAAAACGCCAGUCUCCGUUGAAGAGCAAGCACCACCUCCUCCUGUCGUGGAAGUUCCCAACGAUAAUCCUCCCCAGGAGCAGAAGAAGAAGCGAAAGAAACAUAAGAAGAAGAAACGUGAAGAGAAGCAAACUUGCAAGGGAGCUGCAAACAAGGACACUGCCGCGGGAAAAGACGCGAACUCCUUGUGAUGCACGCAACGUGGCCUGAGUGUUUGCCACCCGGGCAUGAGUAUACUGUAUGUGGCACCUUUGAUGUAUGUUUUUGUUAUGCGUGAUUUAUGUUUGCAGUGCGUCCAAGCGAAAUAGGUCGCACAGAAUGCCGAUCUCGAUAAAACAAUGGUAGACGUCUCA
Ornithodoros turicata is the source of this 3259-nucleotide messenger RNA. RefSeq names its product sodium- and chloride-dependent glycine transporter 1-like. Gene Ontology annotation, biological process: sodium ion transmembrane transport. Gene Ontology annotation, cellular component: plasma membrane. The coding region runs from base 104 to 3097 and encodes 997 amino acids. NCBI's taxonomy places the organism in Eukaryota, Metazoa, Arthropoda, Arachnida, Ixodida, Argasidae. Gene Ontology annotation, molecular function: L-amino acid transmembrane transporter activity. The record is from RefSeq and is a predicted model, not a curated record. The transcript has 18 exons.